AUGAAGCACCACACUAGGGCGGCACUCGAAAAAGGGCCUGGUCGGUCCUCCAGUGACGCAAUUGAUCUUUCUGACAGUGAGGACAAAAGAGACCUGAGUUCCCCAGAAGUGGAGCGUUUUGUGGAGUCCAUGCUCCGUAUGGAGAAGUCCAAGGGGGAUGAUACAAAGGGCCUGAAAGGCUCGAAGAGAAAGGACUCUGGUAGCAAGCGCAGGAGAAGAAGCAGCUCAAAAAUCAAGAAACCUAAGUUGGGAGACGUGGACGGACCCAAGGAAGCAGAGGACGACUUGUUGGAGACUGAGGCAGAACUCAAGGAAGAGCUCGAGCGGGGACUUGUUCCAGAAGCUGCUGUUGAGUCGUCUUCUGAAGAGGAGAUAACUAUAGUCGAGGAGAAGGAGCUGCUGCCACGGCAAUUGCGCAGAAGGAGAGCGUCACUGGGUCUGAAUAACACGCCCAAGAAGCCAAAGAAGGUUAAGAUCGCAGAAGAUGUUAAAUCCGAGAAACUAUCAGAAAGUUCGAGCUCCUCUGACGAAGAGGAAGCCGAUGUCAAGGAAGAGGACGCACAGGUUGACGAGACGGGUUUUAGCUCUGGCACAGAUCCAGACGUGAGCUAUGAAAGCGAAGACGUCAAGCCCAGAGCUAAUGGCUCAAAGGCCCGCAAGACCCGCCAUUCGUUGAGAAGCAAGGCUCAAGAACAGCUGAAUCCGGACGACCCAAUUGACGUGGAUAAAGAAAUAAGCACUAGUGAAGAGUCCCAGGAUGACAUCAUGGAGGACCCUGCCGUGAUUGAAAUUGCCAGCGACAGCGACAAUGAAGGCGACGAGGAACUCAAACCGGUUCCCCACACAACUUCUGAUGGACCUCGCUCCCAAAUACAGCUUCUCUCGAAUUUCAGCCACGAGCUCUUGUCCCUGCCCACAGACCCCGAUAUUAACACUGACACUGUGAGUAUACAUGAGCUUUUAGGUGCAGAGGAUUUGACGGAAACAGUCCAGUUCAACUUCAACGUUGAUAUAGACUAUUUCUUGACUUUCCUCCACCCCAACUUCCUCAAGAAGCGCAAUAAGAUAACGUUCAUCACUGGCACUCCGUUCCUUUCGUCUCACCCAAAGCAGAAGGAGAUCAAAGAGAAGUACGACAUCAGCGAGAUCAUUGCAAACCUUCCCAACAAAUUUGCUUCUCAUCACACGAAGAUGAUGGUAAACUUUUUUGCUGCUGGUGCUGUCGAGAUUGUGAUUUUGACCGCUAAUAUUACGCAGUUGGAUUUCAACGGUCUCACACAAGCAUGUUGGAGAUCAGGAAAGCUCUAUCCUGGUAAGACGGAGGGAUUGACUGGAAAACGUUUUAGGUUGGAUCUCAUGCGCUACCUAGCGAGAUAUAAACAAGACGUCACCAACGGCCUACUCAAAAAGCUCGAUCAUCUUGAUUACAGUGCGGUCACUGUAGAGCUCGUCGCAUCGGCUCCAGGUACCUUCAAUAUCGAGGAUGUGCCAAAAGGCGAUGUUUAUGGGUUUGGGAAGCUUCGGCAGGUUCUCGAACGAAACGAUCUCCUCCUAGAUUCCGAGGAAGGAACUCACAACAUCUUGGCGCAGGUCACUUCGUUAGCGUAUCCUUUCAAAAGUGCAAAGGGCGAGACCGCAUCGGUGUUCAGUCAUCUUCUCUGCCCUCUUUUCUUUAAAGAAUGGGAGAAAGAUCUUUCGCCUGGUGCUUAUGCUUUUGAAGAACAUCAAGCAAACUUUGACUACCAGCCUCACAUUGUCUUUCCGACUGUUGACGAUAUUAGGCACAGCAACUUUGGCUACAUGACGGGCUCGGCUAUUCACUUCAAAUACCAAGACUCUGCUACUCACAAAGCCCAAUACGAACAAAACAUCAAGCCGUAUUUGCGCAAGUGGAAUCAUAGCGAACGCAAAACUGGCCGUGAAUUGACCCCUCCUCAUGUCAAAUAUUACGCGGUUGACAACGCUGACGGGUGGAAAUCCCUAAAAUGGGUACUCAUCGGAAGCCACAAUCUUUCAAAACAGGCCUGGGGAGCUCCAAAAGCUCGUUCAGGUGGAAAUCUUUACGAUGUGUCGAGUUAUGAACUCAGUAUUUUGAUUCCCGAGAAAGAGAAGCCACUUGUGGCGACUUACAAAAGAGACACGGAUAAAAAUGCUGGAAAGCAGCCUGUGCGUUUUCCUUUCUCGUUACCUCCUACGCCGUAUGGUGCUCAUGACAAGCCAUGGAGUCCAAGUGCGGACUGCGGCAGUAAAAAGGACCGCUGGGGCAACCUUCAUCACGGAGGCUUCUCGUUGUAA
Candidozyma duobushaemuli is the source of this 2295-nucleotide messenger RNA. RefSeq lists its product as uncharacterized. The record is from RefSeq and is a predicted model, not a curated record. Gene Ontology annotation, molecular function: 3'-tyrosyl-DNA phosphodiesterase activity; single-stranded DNA binding; double-stranded DNA binding. Gene Ontology annotation, cellular component: nucleus. Gene Ontology annotation, biological process: single strand break repair; double-strand break repair. NCBI's taxonomy places the organism in Eukaryota, Fungi, Ascomycota, Pichiomycetes, Serinales, Metschnikowiaceae. The coding region runs from base 1 to 2295 and encodes 764 amino acids. The transcript has a single exon.